Molecule: messenger RNA, 1584 nt
Organism: Colletotrichum chrysophilum
Lineage: Eukaryota; Fungi; Ascomycota; Sordariomycetes; Glomerellales; Glomerellaceae
Gene: CCT4
Product: T-complex protein 1 subunit delta
Exons: 4
Coding region: 1-1584 (527 amino acids)
Biological process (GO): protein folding
Cellular component (GO): chaperonin-containing T-complex
Molecular function (GO): ATP hydrolysis activity; ATP-dependent protein folding chaperone; ATP binding
Source: RefSeq, a predicted model, not a curated record
AUGGCCACAGCUGCACCUGCCCCCGCCGGGGGUAACCAAGCUGCCUUCAAGGACAAGGAGAAGCCCGUCGCGGUCCGCUCUUCCAACAUUGUUGCUGCCAGAGCUGUCGCCGAUGCCAUCAGAACGUCCUUGGGCCCCCGAGGCAUGGACAAGAUGAUCCGAAGCGGGAAGGGCGAGACGAUCAUUACCAACGACGGAAACACGAUGCUCAAGAGCAUGUCGGUCAUGCACCCUACAGCGAAGAUGUUGGUCAACCUCUCGGCAGCGCAAGAUGUGGAGGCGGGAGAUGGUACUACAUCGGUCGUUGUUAUCUGCGGUAGCUUGCUGGGUGCUGCGGACCGCCUUCUGUCAAAAGGAAUUCAUCCCUCCGUAAUCUCGGAGUCCUUCCAAAGAGCUGCGGCCGCCGCUGUCGAGGUUCUUCACAACAUGUCACAACCUAUCUCCCUCACCGAUACCGCUUCCCUGCUCCAGGCAGCCAAUACCUCCCUUUCCUCCAAGAUUGUAUCGCAAUACUCGAACAUUCUGGGUCCCAUGGCUGUCAACUCUGUUGUCAAGACCAUCGACCUGAAGACGGCCGACAACGUUGAUCUUAAGAACAUCAGAAUAAUCAAGAAGGUUGGCGGAACUAUCGAGGACAGUGAGCUUGUGGACGGUCUGGUCUUGACCCAGCCCGUUCUCAAGGGCGCCGGAGGACCCGCGAGAAUCGAGAAGGCCAAGAUUGGUCUUAUUCAGUUCCAGCUCAGCCCUCCCAAGCCUGAUGUGAACGACUACAGACAGAUGGACAAAAUCGUUAAGGAGGAGCGUCUUUACCUUCUGAACAUGGUCAAGAAGAUUAAGAAGGCGAAGUGCAAUGUUCUCUUCAUCCAGAAGUCUAUUCUGCGCGACGCCGUCAACGAUCUUUCCCUGCACUUCUUGGCUAAGCUGGGCAUCCUUGCUGUCAAGGAUAUUGAGCGUGACGAGGUUGAGUUCAUCUGCAAGUCCACUGGCUGCAAGCCUAUCGCCGACAUCGACUCAUUCACUGAGGACAAGCUCGGUACGGCCGAUCUCGUUGAGGAGGCCCAGUCCAACGGUGCCCGCAUGGUUAAGGUCAGCGGCGCCAAGGCCACUGGCAAGACGGUCUCCGUCGUUGUUCGUGGCGCCAACUCCCUCAUUCUUGAUGAGGCCGAGCGCAGUCUGCACGAUGCCCACUGCGUUGUCCGUUGCUUGGUGAAGAAGAAGGCUCUUAUCGCCGGUGGUGGUGCCGCCGAGAUCGAGAUCGCUUCUCAGCUGGCCAAGCAGGCUCGUGCUCUGACGGGCACCGAGGCCAUCUGCUGGAAGGCUUUCGCAGAUGCUAUGGAGGUGGUUCCUACGACCCUGGCUGAGAACGCCGGUCUCAACAGCAUCAAGGUCGUUACCGAGCUCCGCCACAGGCACGAGCUGGGCGAGAAGAAUGCUGGUGUCAGUAUCAAGUCCGGCGGCGUCAACACCAACAUCUCCAAGGAGAACGUCCUGCAACCGUUGCUGGUGAGCACUAGCGCCAUCGAGCUGGCUGCCGAGACGGUCAAGAUGAUUCUCAGAAUAGACGACAUUGCUCUCACCCGAUGA